This is a messenger RNA of Colias croceus (clouded yellow), 726 nucleotides long. Its product is annotated as late histone H2B.L4-like. The coding region runs from base 20 to 421 and encodes 133 amino acids. Gene Ontology annotation, biological process: nucleosome assembly. The record is from RefSeq and is a predicted model, not a curated record. Gene Ontology annotation, molecular function: protein heterodimerization activity; DNA binding; structural constituent of chromatin. Lineage: Eukaryota; Metazoa; Arthropoda; Insecta; Lepidoptera; Pieridae. Gene Ontology annotation, cellular component: nucleosome. The transcript has a single exon.
GCCCCCAUCAAACUACAAGAUGGCGCCAAAAAAAGCUGUCAAAUCCAUGAAGCCCGAAAUGUCGAAACCGAUAGAACGGCCGAUAUCAAAAUCGAAAAAGCCUAAAAAGAAGAACUACAGAAGCUUCGGAAUUUAUUUAUACAAAGUUUUGAAGUCAAUCAACCGCGACUCCGGGAUUUCUACUCAAUCUAUGGUGAUAAUGAAUAAUUUUGUUAUGGAUAUGUUCGAAAAUAUAGCAGCGGAGGCAGGAAGGUUGAUUUCUCAUACCAAGAAGACAACUUUAAGUAGCAGCGAUUUGCAGUCUGCUGUUAAAUUGUUGGUGCCUGGAGAACUAUGGAGACAUGCAAACGCACAAGGCAUCAAGGCGCUGAAAACAUAUCAUGACAACCAGGUGCGGCCAACGGUGCGGCCGAGUGAUUGACGUUUCGUACAGAUUAUAAAUGAUUUUGAAGUUUUUUUACGUUUACAAGUGUGAUUUUGAAAGAAGAACGAGAACAAUUGAAAUUAAUAAGAAGUGACAUUCGUGUACAGAUUAUAUAUGAUUUUAAAUGCAGAUAUAGAUUUAAUAAUGAAGGAGGUUGAUUCCCGCGCUUUUUACGUGUACAGACUAUAUUUUACAUAUUUUAUGAUUGUGAAACAGAUUGAUAAAUAAUUAAUUACGAAUAGCGACUGAUUUUUACGUGUACAGACUAUAUAUGAUUGAUAAUAAAUUAAAUUAUGCAUAAA